This is a messenger RNA of Talaromyces marneffei, 837 nucleotides long. RefSeq lists its product as uncharacterized. Bases 1 to 837 code for a protein of 278 amino acids. Gene Ontology annotation, cellular component: cytoplasm. Gene Ontology annotation, biological process: signal transduction. The transcript has 8 exons. Lineage: Eukaryota; Fungi; Ascomycota; Eurotiomycetes; Eurotiales; Trichocomaceae. The record is from RefSeq and is a predicted model, not a curated record.
AUGACUUCUGACGUUUCUGAGCGUGAAAGCAAGACUUUCCUCGCACGCCUCUGUGAGCAGGCCGAGCGUUAUGAUGAGAUGGUCACAUACAUGAAGGAAGUUGCCAAUCUGAAUGGUGAACUUUCCGUCGAUGAGCGCAAUCUCCUCUCCGUCGCCUACAAGAACGUCGUCGGUACCCGUCGUGCUUCCUGGCGCAUCAUUUCCUCCAUCGAGCAAAAGGAAGAAUCCAAGGGAUCCUCCGAACAUGUGUCCAUCAUCCGCGACUACCGCCAAAAGAUUGAGACUGAGCUCGAGAGAGUGUGCCAAGAUGUCUUGGACGUUCUCGACGAGUCCCUCAUCCCAAAGGCUGAGUCUGGCGAGUCGAAAGUUUUCUAUCACAAGAUGAAGGGUGACUACCACCGUUAUCUCGCUGAGUUCGCAUCCGGCAACAAGCGCAAGGUCGCAGCCACUGCCGCUCACGAAGCUUACAAGAACGCCACCGAUGUCGCACAGACUGAGCUCACUCCUACCCACCCCAUCCGUCUUGGCCUCGCCCUCAACUUCUCAGUUUUCUACUACGAAAUCUUGAACUCGCCCGACCGUGCUUGCCACUUGGCCAAGCAGGCAUUCGAUGACGCCAUUGCUGAACUCGACUCUCUCUCCGAGGAGUCCUACCGCGACAGCACCCUCAUUAUGCAGUUGUUGCGUGACAACCUCACUCUCUGGACCUCAUCCGACGGCGGUGAGCCCGAAGCUGCUGAGCCCAAGGAAGAAAAGUCCGUUGAGGAGGCUGCUGCCCCUGCCGAGGAAAAGGCUGAGGAUGAGGCUCCUGCUGCCGCUCCCGCUCCCGCAGAGUAA